AUGGUUAAAAUUGGAAUCAACGGUUUUGGUCGUAUCGGCCGUAUUGUCUUCCGUGCUGCUCGUGAAAAGCAAGGCGUCGAAGUCGUAUCUAUCAAUGAUCCCUUCAUCUCUUUGGACUAUAUGGUCUACAUGCUCAAAUAUGAUACUGUUCAUGGCCGCUUCAAGGGACAAGUCGAGGCCAAAGACGGCUAUUUGGUUGUCGAUGGUCAAAAGAUUCACGUCCACAACGAAAAGGAACCAGCCAAUAUUCCCUGGGGCAAAGACGGCGUUGACAUCGUAGUCGAAUCCACUGGUGUAUUUUUGUCUACGGAAGCUGCUGGAAACCACUUGAAGGGUGGUGCUAAGAAGGUCGUCAUCACUGCCCCCUCUCCUGAUGCACCCAUGUAUGUCUGUGGUGUCAACCUGGACAAAUAUAAGGCUGAUCAAAAGAUUGUCUCCAACGCCUCCUGUACCACCAACUGUUUAGCUCCUCUGGCCAAGGUCAUUCAUGAAAAGUUUGGUAUCAAGGAAGGUUUGAUGACCACUGUACACGCAACCACAGCAACCCAAAAGACCGUCGAUGGUCCCUCUCACAAGGACUGGCGUGGUGGUCGUGCUGCUUACUCUAAUAUCAUUCCUUCCACAACUGGUGCUGCCAAGGCUGUAGGUAAGGUCAUUCCCGAGCUAAAUGGCAAGCUGACCGGUAUGGCCUUCCGUGUACCCACGAGUGAUGUCUCUGUUGUCGAUUUGACAGUCAACUUGGAAAAAGAAACUUCAUAUGACGACAUCAAGAAGGCUAUCAAGGAGGCUUCUCAAGGCCCAUUGAAGGGUAUCCUGGAUUACACAGAAGAUUCUGUGGUAUCUACUGAUUUCAUCGGUGAAGAACACAGCAGUGUCUUUGAUGCUAACGCCGGUAUUCAAUUGACACCUACCUUUGUCAAAUUGAUCGCUUGGUACGAUAACGAAAAGGGUUAUAGUUGCAGAGUAGUUGACUUGGUUCAACAUAUUGCCAAAACCUUGUAA
Molecule: messenger RNA, 1002 nt
Organism: Rhizopus microsporus ATCC 52813
Lineage: Eukaryota; Fungi; Mucoromycota; Mucoromycetes; Mucorales; Rhizopodaceae
Product: glyceraldehyde-3-phosphate dehydrogenase 2
Exons: 1
Coding region: 1-1002 (333 amino acids)
Biological process (GO): glucose metabolic process
Molecular function (GO): oxidoreductase activity, acting on the aldehyde or oxo group of donors, NAD or NADP as acceptor; NADP binding; NAD binding
Source: RefSeq, a predicted model, not a curated record